Messenger RNA from Blastomyces dermatitidis ER-3, 228 nucleotides. RefSeq lists its product as uncharacterized. The transcript is spliced from 2 exons. The record is from RefSeq and is a predicted model, not a curated record. Lineage: Eukaryota; Fungi; Ascomycota; Eurotiomycetes; Onygenales; Ajellomycetaceae. The coding region runs from base 1 to 228 and encodes 75 amino acids.
AUGAUGAUCAUGAUUAGUGCUUGCGCGCUAGAUACGCCCACCCUGCAUUUCUUGGGCUUGGUAUUUGGCCGAAACCCUGAAGCUAUCAUGCAAUCGUCAUUUGCUAGCAGCUGGAAUCCCGUUUCCGCUCGGGGUACCAUUCGAGCUUCGGUCCUUACCUUGUUUCCGAGAUUCAUUCAUGAGCUGCAGAAUUUCAUCACCAUGCUCAGACUCUCGAAACAUCUUUAG